GUUGUAGUCGUAGCUCAAACUACCAGGCUGUUUUCAGCGGUAUCCUAAAAUCAACUUCCCAGGAGGCUUUGGAAACACGACAUAGGGUAUCCAUGGUAUUCUUGUUAUUGUUGAUGUGCCACUUACCAUCUAAUCUUCUCAAGGUGCAAUAAAACAACCUCGCUACUUAAGAUUUCCAACGUCUGCUAACAUAGUAUGAACAGUAUACAACGGACUGCAUGCUUAAGACACAUGGAGCUGUAGCAGGUUCUGUGCACACUGCUUGUUCCUUAGACAGCUCGCCCACGGCGGCUCUCGUUUAGCUCCACCACCACACAGCAUUAGCAUCUCCGCGCUAGCUUACAUCGACAGAGAUGCCCAGCAGCACACUGAUGCCCUGUUUCAUGAUCACGAAUGGCGUUGGUCUGCUGCUGCCGGAGUACAUGUCAGAGGGUUUGCUUCAGGAGUUAAUAGUGAUCAUAGAAACAUAGGGCAAGGGCAAUGAUACAGGAGGGUGUCUGCAAAUAAGACGGAGGAGGACAGGAGAAUGAUUUCACGAUACAACCGACGACCCGUAUCGCACAAACUAGAGAUUCGUGGUUUAUCACGGAACAGCCUAGACCACCAUCCACACCCAGACGAAGUAGAUGAUGUCCGUACGCCUCAGCAUUACCUGCAUGACCUACAGGAAGCUAUCUCCACUCACAACAGUUCACAGACGUCGGCUGCGUCCGGACCAUCAGACUGUCCAACGGUUGUCACAGGUGACAUCAAUCAGUCGUGGUCGGGCAUCCACAGCUACACAGGGACAGGUAUCUCUACAGAGAGGAGCUCAGUCUUCUCCUGGGGCUACGAUGAGUUUGACAAUGCGGCGUCACGGCAGGUGCAGCAGAUGUUUGAGGAGAUUGACAGGGAGCUCUACGAGGGAAGGGGCGGGGCCGGCGGACAGCUCCGCGGGCUGCAGGACGAGUGUCAGCAGUGGGCCACACGCUUCCCACAUUUGCGGAUCCUGGGCACUCAGCUGGUGUGUCCCAGCGACGAGGGGUUCCAGUGGUACGCCACCUCAGGGAAGAGCAGCUCCAGCAUCCAGCCUGCAGCCGAGACGGACGGGGCCUCCACGACGCAGGACAAAGACAGGCCAGCCACAGAGCUGAAUGUCCAGGGGAGGAGAGCGGAGCUGGUCGAGCCCCCCCAAGCAGAGGAGCCGGACGGACCCCGCGACGCCAGCGGCUGCUCUCUGGGUCACGAUGGGGCCAGGGUUAUCCUGGCUGAGGGCCUCAUGGAGGAGUACCUGGCCUUUGACAGCAGGGACCUGGACGAGGAGCUGGAGCAGGAGAGCUCGGAGCUGGACCGGAGGCGCCGCUGCCUGCCCCCGGUGUCGCCGUACCGGUGCCGGCGGCAGGCCGUGUUGGACCUGCUGUUCGAUGACGUGUGGCGGCAGCUGGUGGGCUGCAUGGGGGAGCUGGUGCAGCGGCACUGGGAGGGCUGCAUCUCAGAUGACGAGAAAAACCUGAGCCCCUGCGGCCAGCAGGACCCCCAGAGCUCCUUCAUGCUGCUGUCCACCCUGCCCACCACACUGCUGCCCCGGCUGGACCAGAGCAGGCCGUCCCAGCUCACAGCCAGCCCGCAGUCCCAGAACCCAAAAUCACGGGGCUUAAAGCACAAGUCCAGACGGAAAUCCAAAAAGCAGAAAAAGCCAUCCACUACGACCAGGGUGCCCGUUGGAGCCGCCGCGACCCACCAGAACCUCAACGACCUCAUCGUCAUCCACGGCAUUCCCCUGCAGCAGAGGAACACGGUCGCCCUGGAGAAAACCCAGGAGCCAGAGGAGCGGCCCGACAGACAGGCGUCCCACCGGCCCGCGUCCAGCGCCGUCCCCUCCAGUAAGUCCCGCCCCCGCCGGCCCCUGGAGCAGAGUUUCUCCUCCCUGCCGCGCCCCGCCCAGUCCUCUCGGCGCCGGAACCCCCCGCCGCGGACCCUCCUGCCCCUGGUCCCGGGCCCGCCGCAGUCCAGCGGCGUGGGCUCCAUGGACGAGGUCAUACGCGGCACGCGGCUAGCCACGGCCGGCGACCGCCUCGCCCCCCCCCUGACGCCCCUGGGUAGGAACACUCUCCUGCCCCCCAUCAGCACGGGAGAGCCAGAGACCCACUCCGCAGAGACCGGCCCGGGCCAUCACGCACCGCACCCCAGAACCUCCCAGCGACAGAGGGGAUCGUCCAGCCGCGCCCACAGCGCCGUGGUGGACGACGCCGCCGUCUCGCACCACAAGGAACGCCACCACCUGCUGCUGGACGCCUUCUCCCGCCCCAACACAACCCACACUUACCGGUCGGAUACUCCGUACCGUCGGUCUUUCACGGUGCUGGACAACAUUGGCCAGGGGCGGCAAGGCAGGGCCUCCGUUGGCAUAGACUCUCUUGGCAUUGGUGUGACGGGCAUCAGUCUGGGCAUCAGCAGCUCUUCCUUCUUAGACUCCUUUUCCCAUCAUCCCCUUGGCCACUCGCCCAUUGAAGAUGAAGAGGAGCCAGACACGGCCGUCCCCCUACCAGCUGUGCCCGGGCCCGCCAUGCCCACGCGGGGCCACGCCCGAGGUGCUGCGUCCUCCAGAAGCAACCGACCAGGCUUCUGACCCCUCCCACCUCCUGGGCCUCCGCCCUCCCCCUCCACCCACCAACGAGCUCCUCGCCUCUUCACAGCGCCGGAGCGAAACCCUUUGCAGCGACCAUCUGUGCCCUUGAACGUGUUUGUUCAACAGCAGUAGCACAAACUCUUUUGGGGUGGUGGCGGUGGUGGUGGGGAGGAGUCUUUUUUUACCGACCUCCAACCUUAUUUUUAUUUGGGGGUCAUCGUUGUUGUUCCACUAUAAAUUCAGCUCAUAAAAGCUGCCAAAGACAGUCCAACGUCGACACACACUCGGUUUUGUUCCCGUGUGUAUAUUGUGUACAAUUGCGUAUCAAUCUUUAAUUUAAACAUUGUGAACUUGACGUUAACACGUUGCAUCGUCCGCUGGAGUGACCCAUCGUCCAGGUAAAUGACUAUGCAGUUAGGAGCACAUCAAGCCCCAGGUGGACGGGGAGAUGAAGCACUUUUAGCCUCCGCCCAGAGGGCCAGGCUGUACCGUACUGUAUAUUUAAAACACCUUCCACUCUAACAUCCUUUGGAGAAAAAUAUUAUUUAACAAGUGUCAUGCUCUUUUAUUAUGGAAUUAUUUACUAUUAACUACCGAGAGUGGGGAAUAUGCCAUCUAGAAGUGAACUAAGGGAGUAUGAUUCAGCAUUUACACCGAGAUGGGAUGUUUCACCACUGUUUAAAGCCAUGUGCUGCAUCAACGUGAGCACUACCUAUCCAGGAAAAACACCUGUACAUACAUUAAGGAAGUAAUUUGGGGCUAAGAUGUUACAUUUGGUGUAUGUGUAAACGGACUACCAUCCAUUUCUAUGCUCUGAAUACAUGCUGUACAUUGUAUCUCGUGUGCAAAAUAAAUCUUCAAAGUCGGUGUAUUAAAUCUUUAACAAUCUCCA
Gadus morhua (Atlantic cod) is the source of this 3500-nucleotide messenger RNA. It is a transcript of the gene fam149b1, whose product is annotated as family with sequence similarity 149 member B1. The transcript is spliced from 16 exons. Lineage: Eukaryota; Metazoa; Chordata; Actinopteri; Gadiformes; Gadidae. The record is from RefSeq and is a predicted model, not a curated record. Gene Ontology annotation, biological process: cilium assembly; protein localization to cilium. Bases 527 to 2608 code for a protein of 693 amino acids.